CUGCUAAUUAUUCAUGGGCUCCUGCCUCUUGCUCUUUCUUUUGCACAGCCCUACAGUGCUGACUCAGUGCCUUAUUCAGUCUUGUCUCCCUCUCCACUGCUGUAGCUGGAUCUCUUGCCUUCACAACCUCUGAGCAUCUGUAUACAUCGCCAUGGCUAAAACAGCAAUAGCCUACAAAGAAAAAAUGAAGGAGCUGUCCAUGUUGUCCCUGAUCUGCUCUUGUUUCAACCCUGAGCCCCGAAACCUCAAUGCAUACACAUAUGAUGAUAUGGAGGUGAAACAGAUUAACAAGCGUGCAUCUGGCCAGGCAUUUGAACUGAUACUGAAACCCCCCUCCCCCGUCUCCGAGGCUCCCCGGAUUUUGGCCUCUCCAAAGAAGAAGGAUGUUUCACUAGAAGAUAUACAGGCAAAGCUAGAAGCUGCAGAGGAGAGAAGAAAGUCUCAGGAAGCCCAGAUCUUGAAGCAACUGGCAGAAAAACGAGAGCAUGAAAGGGAAGUUCUCCAAAAGGCUUUGGAAGAAAACAAUAAUUUUAGUAAAAUGGCUGAGGAAAAAUUGAUCCUAAAAAUGGAACAAAUUAAAGAAAACCGUGAGGCCUACCUAGCUUCCCUCUUGGAACGCCUUCAAGAAAAGGAGAGGCAUGCUGCUCUGGUCCGCAAGAACAAGGAGAUCCAGGAAGAAUUAUCUGGCUGAACACAGAUGACGACUAGUCUCCUAUUUGCCUAUAUUUACGGAUCAUGCGAUAACGAUAUGGAAAAUGUUUGACAUCACAAAUAAAAAAGAAAACCAACAAGAACUCAUUAUGAACAAAACAUAAAAAAACUUCAAAAGUGUGGUCUCUUUGCAGAAUGAUUUGCUUCAUGUUAUGAAAAAAAAAAUAAAAAAAAAGUGGGUCUUAUUUUGUAAAUAUUUACAUUUUUGUUAAAAAAUUACAAGUAUUGCAUUAUGCAAGUUAUUUCAUAAUCUUACAUGUCCUGUAACAGGCUUUAGGUGUUGUCUGUUUCUUCUGAAUCAAGUUUGCAGAAUCCUUCCAGAAUUUCGUGUCCAAUCUAAUAAUCUCAUUUCCUGCUGUUUUUCUUUGGAAAGUAAUUUACGUAUAAGUACUGAUGAGGUUAGUGGUGGUAGGAAGGCCAACUGUCACUAAGCUAUAGCACAUAUUUUGUAAGCUUUCCACUUUGUUAAUUCAGUCUUUCUAUCCUGAGUACAAUGAUGUUACUUAAUGUCAGUGUCCAGACAGAUUCUUUAUGUCAGAAAAACAAUGAAAAUCUCUUUUCCUUGUGAGUCAUGGUACAUCGUUACAGUAGUUUCCAGUGUGGGCUAAACUGCUAUUCCAUUCAUUUAUACAAUUUGUAGCACCUGGACAACAGGUAUCACUUGGGCUUCAUGUUCAAAGUCUAAAUAAAGAGCCUUUGUUUUUUUUCAUUUUAUACCAACCACUCAGAUAUUCCCUUUAUAAAGCCCCAAGUGCCACAAAAAACAAAACAAAUAGGAAGCUCUGAUUGGUUGCCAUGGAUAGCUAGGCUCCUUCAGACAUCCUCGGCCAUAAGGUCCAUUAGCAUUGUUUAGUUAUCAAGUGAAAUGCAGCCAAGAGGCAAAUAGGGUUUUGAUUUUAACACGAUACCUUUAGCAAAAACACCAGUAGAGAUAGCAAAUAAGAUGAAACAACAAUGAUGCAUAGGGGCCCUCUAAUAUGCAAAAAUGGGUCUUGUUCUCCUAGCAAUAGCUCCCUGAAAUCUGUCAUGGGGAACACGUCAAUGACGUCUGUUGCCAUCAAAGGUUUUCUUUGUACGACAUAACACAUGCUCUUAACAAUACCUCUAUGUGAGAUCUGUAAGAUUACUUGUUCUACCAGGAGAAACUUGCCUUUUUCUCAGCAGUAUGAGGGUUACCUUUUUAAGCAAAAAAAAUAACCUGAAUAUGUAACCAGUAAAUCUACAGGGAUCAUUAGACAGGGUGCACGUGCCAAGUGUGGAAUUGCCUAACAGCCGCAGAGUGUCAAACAUAGUUGCGAUUUUGAAAUUGUUUCUUGCCCCAUUGAAAUUGCUGCCUGCAUAUUCUACUCUUCAUUAGUGCUAUUUCCUGUAUGUCAUUGUGAGCAAGCUGUGGUUAAUAAAGAAUUGGGGUUCUGAGAUCUUA
Rana temporaria (common frog) is the source of this 2134-nucleotide messenger RNA. It is a transcript of the gene STMN2, whose product is annotated as stathmin 2. Bases 152 to 691 code for a protein of 179 amino acids. The transcript has 5 exons. Gene Ontology annotation, molecular function: tubulin binding. The record is from RefSeq and is a predicted model, not a curated record. NCBI's taxonomy places the organism in Eukaryota, Metazoa, Chordata, Amphibia, Anura, Ranidae. Gene Ontology annotation, cellular component: growth cone; cytoplasm; neuron projection. Gene Ontology annotation, biological process: neuron projection development; microtubule depolymerization; regulation of microtubule polymerization or depolymerization.